Molecule: messenger RNA, 2041 nt
Organism: Drosophila erecta
Lineage: Eukaryota; Metazoa; Arthropoda; Insecta; Diptera; Drosophilidae
Gene: rumpel
Product: sodium-coupled monocarboxylate transporter 1
Exons: 5
Coding region: 166-1971 (601 amino acids)
Biological process (GO): sodium ion transport; transmembrane transport
Cellular component (GO): membrane
Molecular function (GO): symporter activity
Source: RefSeq, a predicted model, not a curated record
UCUCGCUGUGAUCUGUGACUGGAAUCUGGAAACUGGCCUCUGGCCACCAGUCACCUCUGAUGCGUGCCUCCGUGCGGUGCGAUCGCUGUGGUUCUUGGUUUUUCCCCUUUUUUUGGCAACUUUUUGUUUUGAGUGAGCGAGUGAGCAAGUGAAAGUGCCGGAAAAAUGCACGUGGAGGAGCUGAGAGCCAGCCUGCAGAGCUUUGGAUGGCUGGACUACUUGGUCUUCUGCCUGAUGCUGGCCAUUUGCGCCGUGAUCGGGAUUUAUUUCUGCCUGCAACUGCGUGGCGAGUCCAGGAGGAAGAAGGCGCAUGGCGAAGAGGAGGCGGCGACUAGUGCUGCCUCAUAUUUGGUUGGCGGCAGGCAGAUGAAGAUCUUUCCCAUCACCAUGUCCCUGAUAUCCAGCUUUAUAUCUGGAAUUACGCUUUUGGGCACACCCACCGAGGUUUACCUGUAUGGAGCUCAGUACAUGUAUAUCAUGGGAUCGCUGGUUCUAAUGGGCUUUUGCAUGUAUUACUUCUUCCUGCCGGUCUUCCACGAACUCAAUUUGAUAUCAACCUACAAGUACCUGGAGCAGCGAUACAACAGGAGCUUAAGGCUUUUCGGCUCUGUCAUGUUCAUCGUGGCAUCGCUCCUGUGGCUGCCAAUCGUGAUUUACGUGCCGGCUAUAGCCUUCAACCAGGCCACGGGAGUGAAUAUCCACGUAGUGACGCCCAUUGUGUGCGUGGUGUGCAUUUUCUACACUUGCAUUGGAGGGCUGAAGGCGGUGGUUUGGACGGAUGUCAUCCAAACGCUGAUCAUGUUCGGGGCAAUGGCCUUGGUUCUGAUCAAGGGAACCCUGGACAUUGGCGGACCUGGAGUGGUGUGGCAGAGAGCCCAGGAGACGGCUCGCCUGGAGCUGCCCAAUUUUAGUGCGGAUCUGAGCGAGCGGUAUACGUUCUAUUCGCUGGUUUUGGGCGGUGUAGCCCAUUGGCUGAAGUCGAAUGCAAUCAGUCAAAAUAUGAUACAGAGAUACUUAUCGCUGCCCACGCUUCGCGAUGCUCGGAUUGCAAUUUGGACAUUCAUCGCUGGUGUCUUGGCCUUUCUGAUGAUCUGCGGCUAUACGGGUCUGCUGAUCUAUGCUACGUAUUCCCAAUGCGAUCCCUUGGAAACGAAGUUGGCCCAGAGAAACGAUCAGCUGCUGCCACUUUUGGUCAUGGACACACUGGGCGCAUAUCCGGGUCUGCCAGGCGUGUUUGUAGCCGGUGUCUUCAGUGCGGCAUUGUCAUCGCUGUCGACCGGCUUAAACUCUCUGUCUGCAGUCGUGCUGGAGGAUUUCGUAAAGACCUUCAGAAAGAGUCCUCUGACCGAAGGACAAACCGCUUUUGUGAUGCGCAGUGUGGUCGUGGUAUUUGGCAUUAUAUUCGUGGCUCUGGUGUUUGCCGUGGAGAAGCUAGGUGCCGUCCUGCAACUGACCAUCACCCUUUCGUCGGUGGCAAAUGGACCGCUGCUGGGCAUUUUUACCGCGGGAGUCAUGUUGCCGUGGGUCAAUUCCAAGGGAGCCUUACUCGGCGGAUUCAGCUCACUCAUUGUUAUGGCAUGGAUGUGUGUGAGUGCCCAGCGGGAUCUGGUCACCGGCGAUCUCGUCUACAAGAGGAAACCUUAUUCAACGAUGGGCUGCAAUUACACUUUCGCCGGAGAGCCUCGGGAGUUCGCCAGCCUGGCACUAGAUGGCGCCACCAGUUCCAGUCCGAGAGCUCCAUUCCAGCUGUAUCGGAUUUCGUAUCUGUACUUCACGCUCUUUGGAGCCCUGGUGACGAUUGCAGUGGCGCUGGUCACAAGUCUUCUGCUCCGGGAAUCGGAUUUGGAUGGAGUGGAUACACGUCUGCUCACUCCAUUCGUGAGGCGCUGGCUAGAGCGACGUCGUCAUCGUCGAUCGGAGGUACCGGAUCCUGGCCAGAAGUCCAGCGACAAACAGGAGACGAGAACGUGAAGGGGAUGGGCUUGUGCUGACCCGGCAUCAUCCUGGCAAAGUUCCUUUCGGUAGCUUAGCAAAUAUUUAA